AUGGUUGCCUUUUCUUCUCUUCUCCUCGCUCUGGGUAGCGCUUCUGCGGCACUGGCCUCGCCUCUCAGCCUCAUCCUCAACGCUGAGCCUCGCGACGAGCCGGCCAACCUGACUGCGCGCUCCACGCCUGCGGGACAGGGCACCAACAACGGCUUCUUCUACUCCUUCUGGACCGACAACCAGGGCCAGGUCACGUACAACAAUGGUCCUGGAGGCCAGUACGACGUGGAAUGGAGCAAUGUGAACAACUUUGUCGCCGGCAAGGGAUGGAACCCCGGCUCAGAGCGCAUCGUCAAGUACAGCGGCACGUGGAACGGACAAAGCGUCAACUCGUACAUUUCGCUGUACGGCUGGACGCGCAACCCGCUGAUCGAGUACUACAUUGUCGAGUCGUUUGGCUCGUACGACCCGUCGUCUGCGGCGCAGAAAAAGGGCUCGGUCGAGUCCGACGGCAGCACCUACGACAUCCUGCAGACGACGCGGACGAACCAGCCGUCCAUCGAUGGCACGGCUACCUUUCAGCAGUUUUGGUCCGUGCGAAAGAACAAGCGCGUGGGUGGUAGCAUUACUGUCAAGAACCACUUUGAUGCUUGGGCCAAGUACGGCCAGAAACUCGGCACGCAUAACUACAUGAUUCUGGCUACCGAGGGCUACCAGAGCUCGGGUAAGGCUUCGAUUACUGUCGAGGGGCCUUAG
Molecule: messenger RNA, 696 nt
Organism: Exserohilum turcica Et28A
Lineage: Eukaryota; Fungi; Ascomycota; Dothideomycetes; Pleosporales; Pleosporaceae
Product: glycoside hydrolase family 11 protein
Exons: 3
Coding region: 1-696 (231 amino acids)
Biological process (GO): xylan catabolic process
Molecular function (GO): hydrolase activity, hydrolyzing O-glycosyl compounds
Source: RefSeq, a predicted model, not a curated record